AUGGAGAAGGCAGCAGCUGCCUUUGCGAUGGAGACGCCCAAGGAGCUCGAGAAAGGCCUGACCUUGGAAUACUUGGCACUACCUUCUCCAAUCUCUGGUCGCGGCGGAGUUGUGCGCUUCUUUCUUUUGGCCAACAAGGUGGUCUUCACGGAGAAGUUGCACUCACUGGCUGACUGGGGAGGCAGUGUCAAGGCCAAGUACGUGGCAGAGGGAAUCUCCCCAGCGGGGCACCUUCCACUCCUUUGGGUGGGCGACGGUCCGGCUUGUUCGGAACACAUCAGCUUGAUGAGGUUGGUUGCCAACCUUACGCAGCUGAAGACAGCAAAGGAUGCUGAUUGCUGGAGCCUCUACGCUCAGGACAUGGUCGCCGAUGCCUAUGCAGAGUGGCGCGGCGACUGGGCCUCUGCAACCUUUGGAGGAGAUGAUGCAGCCAAGGACACGUACAAGGCCACCAUCCCCGGCCGCUUGAAGCAGUUCGAGGGUGUGAUCGCCAAGGCUGGCCUCAAGGGGGCCUUUAUCUCCGGAGACCUUCCGCUGUGGGGCGACAGCGCCCUUUUCAGCCUCAUCUCAGACAACAUCGCGACGGGCUACACUGGAGUAGAUGCCGUCAAGGAGUUCCCCCUCCUGCACCAGAUCUGCACGGCUUACGCGGGCAUUGAGGCAGUUGCGGGGUGGUACGGAGAUUCCUCGCCCUGGAAGUGA
Molecule: messenger RNA, 702 nt
Organism: Symbiodinium pilosum
Lineage: Eukaryota; Dinophyceae; Suessiales; Symbiodiniaceae
Source: the annotation of a GenBank genome assembly